Molecule: messenger RNA, 258 nt
Organism: Knipowitschia caucasica
Lineage: Eukaryota; Metazoa; Chordata; Actinopteri; Gobiiformes; Gobiidae
Source: the annotation of a GenBank genome assembly
AUGAGUGUGGCAGUGGUGGGAGGGGGCGGAGUCAUGAGUGUGGCAGUGGUGAGAGGGGGCGGAGUCAUGAGUAUGGCAGUGGUGAGAGGGGGCGGAGUCAUGAUGGUGAGAGGGGGCGGAGUCAUGAGUGUGGCAGUGGUGAGAGGGGGCGGAGUCAUGAGUAUGGCAGUGGUGAGAGGGGGCGGAGUCAUGAGUAUGGCAGUGGUGAGGGGGGGCUGGGUCAUGAGUGUGGCAGUGGUUAGAGGGGUGGAGUCAUGA